Molecule: messenger RNA, 369 nt
Organism: Cetraspora pellucida
Lineage: Eukaryota; Fungi; Glomeromycota; Glomeromycetes; Diversisporales; Gigasporaceae
Source: the annotation of a GenBank genome assembly
AUGCAGGGUGUAGAACCAGAACUGGAGUACGAUACUUUGAGAAAUUCUGUUCAUGUUUUUGGAAGAGACCAGCAAAACUGCACUCCACCACCAACCUACGAAGAAGUUUUAUCAAUGCUAAAUAUGAGUCGCUAUGAAUCUUCUGCCAAUAAUAUAAAUAAUGUAAAUAAUGCAGAUGGAAAUUCAGGCCAUAACACUAAUGAUGUAGGUAAAAAUUUAAAUAAUGUGACAUACUUAUCUUUAUCUAAUUUGGCAAAUAUUACCUCAAAUCCUAAUAUAUCUGCAUCACAAAAUGAUAGUGAUAUUAGUAUGCCCGAUAUAGGAGGUAGCCAACCUUCCUGUAUGGAAAAUAUAAAUGAAGAGGAUUAG